CAAUCUCACUCUGCCGCGUUCGUGGCGGCGGUGUGAUACAUAUUUUCACCGGAGAGAAACCGGCAACAGAUUUCAAUUCUCAGUGAGGCGGAAGAGUGUCGUCGAUAUUUUCGAUCGAUGGCAACACCUCACGACCAAAAAGCAGCCGUCGGUUCUGGCGACGACUCUACUCAGCACCCAAUCUCCAAUAUUCUCUUCAUAAUCGCUAUGCAAACCGAAGCGUCGCCGCUAGUAAACAAGUUUAAGCUUGCUGAGGAGCCUAACUCAGUGUUUCCGAAGGGGGUUCCGUGGGUGAGGUACAGCGGCAAAUACAAAGAUUUGAACAUCAAUAUUGUUUGUCCAGGAAAAGACACAACAUUGGGUGUUGAUUGUGUGGGUACAGUCUCAGCAUCUCUUUUGGCUUAUGCUUCUAUUCAAGCUUUAAAGCCAGACCUUAUCAUAAAUGCAGGAACUGCUGGAGGAUUCAAGGCGAAAGGUGCUUCAAUAGGUGAUGUAUUUCUUGCAUCAGAUGUUGCCUUCCAUGAUAGGAGAAUUCCUAUCCCUGUAUUUGACCUUUAUGGUGUUGGCUGUCGUAAAACCUUCUCCACACCUAAUCUUGCUAAGGAGCUGAACUUAAAGGUUGGAAAAUUAUCUACUGGUGAUUCUUUAGAUAUGUGCGCAGAAGAUGAAGCAGCAAUUCUUGCAAACGAUGCAACUAUCAAAGACAUGGAGGGAGCCGCGAUUGCUUAUGUGGGACAUCUCUUGGACGUGCCCGUAUUGUUUUUGAAAGCUGUGACGGAUAUUGUUGAUGGUGACAAACCAACCAGUGAGGAAUUUCUACAAAAUUUGAACGCAGUGACCAUUGCACUGGAUCUGGCAGCAACCAAAGUGGUUGAUUUUAUCAAUGGAAAGAGUUGCUCAGAACUAUGAUCCCUCUCAGUUUGGGACCAUAUCAUUCCUGUAUAAACCACUAAUACACGACUUAUGUUAUUGUACCCAUUGUUUUCAGACAUUUGAUGAUUGUCUGUGAAGAGCUGUGAGAUUUCUAUUUAUGGCAAAUACGCUUGUGUUUU
Molecule: messenger RNA, 1052 nt
Organism: Salvia hispanica
Lineage: Eukaryota; Viridiplantae; Streptophyta; Magnoliopsida; Lamiales; Lamiaceae
Product: 5'-methylthioadenosine/S-adenosylhomocysteine nucleosidase-like
Biological process (GO): nucleoside metabolic process
Molecular function (GO): methylthioadenosine nucleosidase activity
Source: RefSeq, a predicted model, not a curated record